GGAGGCUGGCAACAGUGUCCCGUCGCCAUCGGCCUCAGUCGGAACAGGUAAUCUGUGGCAAUCGGAUCGGCAGUGUCUAAAGCCCGAAUAAAAGUGAUGAGGCCGAAGAGUGAUCUCAAGAUAAACCUCAAGUUAGGGUAAUAUGACGGCCGAUACGUCAGCGAGCGCGAGUACAAGUGUGAGUAUGGGGCGGAAAGGCGAGAAAGAAGUGAUUCACUCGGGGCACUUCAUGGUCUCGGAUUUCGAGGCUGAUGCCCAAGAUGACGAAGAGAACGUCCUCCUGGAGAUCCCUGGCGACGGGGGCAUCGCCAGCAGCGGCUUCACCCUGGCAGGACCCGGGGUCGAGGCCCAGGACCAGGGAGUCAUUACUUACCAUGCCACAGGGAUGGACAGGGCGAGCAGGGUGGAAACUGUGAGCAUCGACAGCUCCCUCACUAAGCUCUUCAAGACGAUGUCCAUUGCGUACAGCCACAAGAUCUCGUCGCCAAAAUGGAACAGAUUUAAGGGGCUGAAGCUGUCUUGGAAGGACAAGAUUCGCCUCAACAACGUCAUCUGGCGGUGCUGGCAUAUGCAGUUUAUUCGAAGGAAGAAAAUGACGGUUUGUCAGUUCGCCCUCGAUGUUGACAUUCACAAUAAGCCUGAGGCGAUUGUGUUGGAAGGGAAGUACUGGAAGCGGCAGUUAGAUGCAGUCACGGCCGAAUACAAGAAGUGGCGGAUAUACUACAAAAAUAAGAUCAGCGGCAAAAGCAUUCUCGACAGCGAUGCGUCUCGUACCAAGACGAUGGAAAAGUCUAAAUCUUUAGAUGAAAAAAAGUUAAAGUCCAUUUUUGACCUGGAUGGCAUGGACUUCUCCAGAGGGUCCGGGAUGCAAGUGUCGCUGGACGACGGAGACCUCUCGGAGUUCAUGGACUUUACCAGCGUCCUCUUCUCCUCCCUCAUUAGUCCGUCGCAAGCCUUUGCCUUCCCUAAUCCCAGGGAGAUUGCGAGGGGUACGGGUAACUCGGACUUCAUUCAGCCUGGCCUGAUCCAGCUCCAGCCAAACCUCGAUGACUUCAUGGAUAUUGUCGAACCACUGCAAGACCCGUCAGUUAUCGUGGGAAAGCUCAGUCCAGAAAAAGAGAUGCUGGCUGGCCGUGGCCUCGCGACCGUGCCGGAAGAGGACUUUCUUCCCGAGGUGGGCGAGACGCCGGAGCUGCCCACCGCCUCGCCGCCGCCCGUCUCGCUGCCCCUCCAUUACAACACCGAGGCCCACGCCAACACCUUCCUGGAGUCCUCGUCCCCCACCCACGCCCACUCCCCGUCGCACAAGGCCAUCGCGCCCCUUCCUCAGCAGCACCCCUCCAGCGUAUUCCCCGCCGGGCAGAUACCACUGCAACAGCAGCACCAGCAGCACCAGCAGACAUCAAUCAAGUCCCCGCAGCAGCAGCAGCAGCAGAAGGAGCCGCAGCUGGUCCCUCUCCCCACCCAGUCGCCCCCCGCGUCCUUCCAAGCCUCCCUGGGAAUCGCCUCCGUGCCUGCUCAAGCCCAGCAUCUCCAGCCCCAGCAGCAGUCCCCGAAUUCCUCGCUACAGCUCCAGCAGCCCCCCACCCCGCCCCAGCAGCAAUUGCAACAGCUUCAGCAGCCCCUGACGCCGCCCCAGCAACAGCUGCAACAGCCGCUCUCCCCGCAGCUGCAGAGUCAGCAGUGCCCCCGCUCCUUCAUUCGCAGUCAUAGUCAGCAUGACCUCAGCACGCCGCCGCAGCCGAUCUCCCUCGGCGACAGCUCCUUUGUCGUGCCAAGCGCUGUACCUCGGCGCCGCUCCCACAGUUCAGGAGGGAGUAACAGCAGCAGUGGCCUCGUAGGAUCACCUUCCCUGGCCCCCCAUCAGGUGAUCAGUUCUGUGCCAGUGACAAGUUUGCCUCACCUGCUUCCAGCUCUGAACUCAAUGACUGCCACAUCCUUGUCGCAUGUGGCCCCUACUGCUCCCCCCACAGCCUCAGUUCAAGCGUCAGGCACAUCUCUCGUGACUGCACCCGUGAUCGCUCCAAGCAGUUCACCAGCGGGAUCAGCUUUACUUGCUCAACUUCUUACAUCAGGGUCUUAUUCAGUCAGUUGCAAUAGCCAGCCAACCAACACAAACCAGUUGGCAUCCAUCGGCAGCACCAACCAGCUAAACAACCUGGGAAACAACAAGAGCUGCAACAACGUCAAAGUUUCCUUGGUCAUACCUGGAGUUAUUACCGGAAACUCUAGCAACAGCAGCUGCAGCAGUAGCAGCAGCAGUAGUUCUAGCCUCUGCAGCAUCAACAGCGUCACCAACAUCAAGCCCAGUGUGUCAACACCCCUACUCAUGCCACCAAUCACACUCUCUGCUGUAACUCCCUCCACUCUCAAGACACAGAGCUUCAGCCAGUUAUCACCAUGGAGUCCAUGCUCACCACAGGGUAUAAUAAAGCAGUCUCCACCUCAUCCAGAACCGUCUUCACCCUUGAUGAUGAAUGUCCCUUCACCACCUACAAAAGCCUUCAGACCCAAGAGUGAUGUGGAACGCGUGCAAUACAAAGAACACCGGCGAGUCUGCCAUAUCAAUGCAGAACAGAAACGUCGGUCAAACUUGAAAAACAAUUUUGACAUAAUGCAUCAACUUAUUCCUUCCAUCAGUCAGAAUCAUAAUGCAAAGAUCAGCAAAGCAGCCAUGUUACAGAAAGGUGCCGAGUACAUCCAGCAGUUGAAAGCUGAAAGGCAACAACUGAGUGACCAAGCAGAAAAGUUCCGUGCUCAGAUUGAAAGCCUCAGUCUUGAGAUAAGCAAUGCACAAUCCUUACUGCCUGCCACUGGUGCCCCUAUGACACAUGCCCGUCAUAGCAAGCUCAAGGAAAUGUUCAAUAACUAUGUUCGGGAACGUACACUAGCAAACUGGAAAUUCUGGAUUUUUUCCCUUAUAACAGAGCCACUGUUAGAAUCCUACAACAACAGCGUAAGCAUCAACUCUUUGGAUGACUUGUGCCGUUCUUCUUUAGCUUGGCUGGAUCAGCAGUGUUCCCUCAAUGUCCUACGUCCCUUGGUUUCAAACUCAAUGCGAAAGCUGAGCACAACCACAAAUGUAUUGGCUGAGCCUGAAAACUUGCCGGAGGAGAUCUACCGCCGUGUCACAAAGCAGGAAGGAGAGAGGUACCCUACGUCCCGGUGAUUAAAGGCUACAAAUCCUUCCCACCUACCAAGAGCCAGGAGAAGAAAAGACAUUGCCUGCUUAUCUCGGCAGGAAAGAAAGCAGUGCACACAAUGGGAGAGCUGAUGUUCUGAACGUCUUUUGCUUCGUAGCAUUGAUAUGACAGUUGCCAGUGUGAAGCUGCUUGUGAUUUUUUAAAAUUUUCUUCUUCUCUUCCUCCUCCUCCUCUUUUCUUUUCAUGGCAGCAGUACCAAUACCACUGAAGGAAGGGAAACCAAGUCUUAAUGUGAAUGAUAAAGUUAUCAUUUACAGUUUUGAGAGAGGGUUCUGAAAUUUGUAAAUUUUGAGAUAAUCUUCCCAAAUUAUGUAGCUUCAGAGAUACUUUUUUCAUUGAUUACAUUAUAUAUGUAUGUGUGUAUAUGCGUAGGUAUAUAUAUAUAUAUA
Messenger RNA from Penaeus monodon (black tiger shrimp), 3592 nucleotides. RefSeq names its product carbohydrate-responsive element-binding protein-like (gene Mondo). Gene Ontology annotation, cellular component: nucleus. The record is from RefSeq and is a predicted model, not a curated record. Bases 143 to 3169 code for a protein of 1008 amino acids. Gene Ontology annotation, molecular function: DNA-binding transcription factor activity, RNA polymerase II-specific; protein dimerization activity; RNA polymerase II cis-regulatory region sequence-specific DNA binding. Gene Ontology annotation, biological process: regulation of transcription by RNA polymerase II. Lineage: Eukaryota; Metazoa; Arthropoda; Malacostraca; Decapoda; Penaeidae. The transcript is spliced from 16 exons.